UGGGUGUGCUGGACUGCUGGUCAGUCGUGUGGAUGACUCCGUGAAGAGAGGAGGCUCAUGUAGAUUGCUGCGGGUUUUUUCGUGUUUGUUUUUGCUUGGUGUCGCAUUUGUACUGUGAAGUCUAGUGAAGUGUUGCUAUCCCUUUUUUUUGCUGGGUUAUAAAGUCGAGAAUUGUUCGUUGAUGUUGUUUUGAGUAGGCUGUGGCGAGGCCAGCAGAGGAAAUAGUCUAGUUUGUCGUGCCUCUGGUCUCUGAGAGGAAUCUUGUUAGACUGGAGAUGGAUGUCUCUGCUGGUGUUAGUGAUGCUGGUGAAGAUUUAGCCAACCAAUCAUUCUCCUUGGUGGAUUGUUUCGAUGACUUUGAUAGUCACCAUACAGGGUGGGACAUCCCCUUAAAUCCAGAUGAAAUUGUCAUGGGUGAAAGCUCAACUGCCUAUUUUCUUGCAGACCCUCAUCUGUGUUUUUUAAUCCUUGAACAGGAUCAACCUGACGAGGUUGAUGCUGAUAGUGUCUUGGAAUUGGAAAAGUUCCUCUUCGGUCCAUCAGCAGAAGAAGAAAAUUUGAUUUUGGAUUUUAAUUUCGAAGUGGAGCCCCCACAUGGGCAGACUGUCCCUUCAUGUGGUGACGACUUAGUUUGUGAGAUUGAAGAUACUCGUGCUCAAGACUUAAUACUACUUGAAGAGGUAUGGGGUUUGGAUUUUGAAGUGGUUUUCCCACAUGAACCAAAAAUAUCUGAAAAUGAUGAAGGUUCAUCCCAAAUGGAUGCUUUUGUCCAAGCAAGAAAAUUGGUCAUACAGCCAGGCUUGUGUGACGAAGCUCUAGCUAUCGAAAGAGACAACCAAUCCCAAAGCCCCACCGAAGACACAUCCUUGAUGGAUCACAAGCCUUUACCGGAAAUUCCUCGCGAUCUCCAAUAUGUACCGACUUUCUCGGAAAGUGUUGACGGUGAUGAGGAUGUGUUCUCCAAGUACGAUUACCGUGACCUUGUCAACAUUCAACAAUUGGAUUUUGAGCUCUUUGAAGCACAACGUCAGAAAGGUCCUACAUUUGAUGACGUUUUAGUCGAGGAUGCUUUUGCCCAAGCAAGAAAAUUGGUCAUACAGCCAGGCUUGUGUGACGAAGCUACAGCUAUCGAAAGAGACAACCAAUCCCAAAGCCCCACCGAAGACACAUCCUUGAUGGAUCACAAGCCUUUACCGGAGAUUCCUCGCAUCACCAACCUCAAGCUGGCCGGACAGGCCCUGGCAGACAUCCUGAUGGUCUACGAGUUCCUUCACACGUUCGGCGAAACGCUGGGCUUUGACAUGGAGAGUCUGCCGUCGCUGGACUGUCUCCAGAGAGCCCUGCUCUACGACAGCGAAGCCGAGGAGGAACUGCUUUUGGUCAUGACACACUUGCUGGUUUAUUGCGUUGAAGAUCCGGGCAUUCCGCAUCCCAACAGUUACACGACCCUUUUGGGACAGAUGCUGAAGCAGACCGACAUUACGACGACCAACGUUAGCGAGAUAUUGCGCAUCUACUUGGAAGCCAACGGAUUGGGUGACGUGACAAUGCCGACCUCCGACCAGAUCACGUCCAGCCCUCUGAAGCUGGCCGCCGGUGAAUAUCCGGACACGGAAGCCUUCCUCAUGUCCGAGUGGCUUAAACGCAAGCCUUUCCUAUCACUCAAUCCCACCCAAAAGGCGGCCAUUUUGGGAUUUAUGGUCAACGAAUUACUCCAGAACAAGGCCGUCAUUGGUCAAAUCGAAGGUGCCAUCGAGGGUCAGAACACGGCCAGAAGAGAUCGCUUGAUCGUGGACAUGAAAAUUGAGAAGCUCAAAACGCUUCAUUCUAAAAAGCAUCGCAUUCCGGAAGAGGCGGAUGCAGACAGUGGGGGUGAAGCCGACGACAAUGCAGAUCAAGGCGAUGAGGGUGAAGAGGAAAAUCUUCCUGUGGAGGAGUUGAAACGGAAGAUUGAACGUUUAGGCCGGCAAAGUGCCCAAAUGUUGACUCAGUUAGCCUUGUCCGAUUUGCAAUUGCGAGCGCUCAAUAUGGGCCAGGAUCGCUUCCGGCGACGUUUGUGGAUCUUGCCGCACGCUGGCGGCGUCUACCUCGAAGCUCUAGAGUCCGGAGAAGCCAACGCCGGGCUACUGGGCACCUGGGACGGCAAACCCGCCCCUCCAAUCGGCCCUCAGCGCAACGGCGACGAGCCCAUGCCGGAAUUCCCACCAGUCAAAAGCGAGCCGAUCUCUGAUGAGCCUAAACCGACUCUGCCUGUGCCAAAAAUUGAACCAGAAGAUAAAGAAACUCCUAGUCUUCAGGAACCAAUGGAAGUGGACCAACCGGCCGUUAAAACGGAGUUGGUCGAAGAAGCAACGACGGCCACCGCUGUCAAGAGUGAAGAAAACAAGGGAAUGAUACCAGUCACAGCCGAGGUCGUUCUGAAAAAGGAAGAAGGGGCACAGGAAGCUCUUCCGGCUCUGUGGUUCAGCCUCUUCCCCCACAGUCCAUGCGAUGGCCAUUCAUCCGCCAACCAGGGCAAGGAUCGUUUCGGCUCGGACGCCGAAGACGAAGGUGAAGGUCGUGUCUCAAAGAAAGAAGAAGCGGCCAAGGAAGAGGCUGAGGAAAUUAUAAUGCAACCUAUUCCGGAAGAAAUGACCCGUGGCUGGUGGCGGAUCGUCGAUCCGGAACAAGUCAAAACUUACGUCGAAUCGCUACAUCCUCGAGGCGUUCGCGAGAAGGAGCUCAGCUGGAUGUUGACACGAUUUAUGGACUUAGCUCGCGAAUCGUGUUUGAAGGGCAAUCCCGAACAUUUGCUGCUGAAGGAACUGCGCAACGCCGACGAGGUCAAACUGGUGGGCGGAGCCGCUUUGCCGGAUGCGGAAGGUUCGUGGUCGAGAGAGACGUCUCUGCGGGGUGACAUUCUCCUGCUGGAACAGAUCGAAGCCCUGGAAGAUCGCGUGGCCUCUGCCAGCAUGCAAGUCAAAGGGAAACGCUGGAAAUUGCCCGCCCGGGCCACUUCUGAGAUGAAUUUGAAAAUCCGCACGCCCGGAGACACGUCGUCUGAUGAUGACGAUGACGAAGACGAAAGAGUUAACCCCAUACAGCUGGCCAAAGAAAGGCUGUUGAGCGUCGAACUGGCCAUCGAACGUCGUUACCUGAAAGCUCCUCUCGGUCAGAGCAAAAGCGAUCUGGUUCAGAGCGUCCUGUCCGGCUCUUGCCCGUCCAGCGAGCCGCCCAAAGCCCUGCUGACAUGGCGAGAGGCCGUCAAACGCUGCGAAACGGCCGCCCAGGUCUCCAUGUGCUUUUACGUUCUGGAAACAUCCGUGGCCUGGGACAAAUCGAUCGUGAAGGCCAGCUGCCAAUUUUGCCACAGUGGCGAUAAAGAGGACCAACUGUUGUUAUGCGACGGAUGUAACAAAGGUUACCAUACCUACUGCUUCCGGCCACCCAUGGAUAACAUCCCAGUUGGCGACUGGUUCUGUUACGAGUGCCGUAACAAAGCUACCAUAAAGAUGCUACCCUAAAAAUGCCAAAGCCCACUAUUGUCUCUCCGUCUUCCCUUUAUACUUAAAAAAAGACACAUGUAAAAGACACGUGACGUUUGUAUUUAAAAAAUUUGCCCACCAAGUGAGCAUCACUUGCCAUAAUUUAUUUGUCCCAUGCAUUUAAAUUUUACAUUCGCAUCCUGACCAAACUCACACCCUUUCGGAAAAUACGGUUAUGCGUAUCUAUAUACGCAAUGCAAACACUAUUCGUUCUUCUUUAUUCGAUUUGCUUGUAUUUUUGUAUGUAUUUUCGUCUUGACAUCUUUCAUUCAAAAAUUUCUUUAAAAUGUUAACAGUUUUCGAAAUGUUCUCUUGUCUGAUAAAUAAUCAAAAUAU
Daphnia pulex (common water flea) is the source of this 3860-nucleotide messenger RNA. Its product is annotated as bromodomain adjacent to zinc finger domain protein 2B-like. The coding region runs from base 276 to 3503 and encodes 1075 amino acids. The transcript is spliced from 13 exons. The record is from RefSeq and is a predicted model, not a curated record. Lineage: Eukaryota; Metazoa; Arthropoda; Branchiopoda; Diplostraca; Daphniidae.